AUGGAACUACUUAUGAAGUUGUUUGAGAAGAUGAUUGAUGUUAAGUCACCCUUUCACCUCACCCUUCUAAAUGUCUGCUUUUCAAACCUCAAAUCAGCUCAGUCUUCAAACUCAUCUCGAAACUCAAUUGGAUUUUACCUAACUCAAAAGAAAGCACCAUCAACGGAGGCCAGUCAAAUCAUCAUGGACCCAGGAGCAAAGGCAGAGGAGGAUCCCAAAGAUACAGAUCCUUCAAAAUUCUGUUCAGUGGAAACAGAUCACUCUGCUUCGCUGUCUCUCCCUGACCACAUAGAUAUGGAUGUGUUCAGUCAGCUCCCUGAGGACAUUAAGAAGGAGAUCCUCCUUAGCCCACAGACUGGGACAGUGCACAAAAUUCGCAAGACCACAAGACCACCAUGUUCUAAAGGAAUACAGGCUUUCUUCAUGAAAGCCAGUUCUAAGCAUCCACAGAGUUCUUGUACAGCUGGAAGUUCUUCUUUACCUGAAAUCCCAGUGUGGGGUCUACAUAACCCAAUGGACUCCGGUGACCCACCACUUUCCAUAAAGCACAGCUCAUGUACAGACAAUGAUAGUGGAAACAGUGGUGAUAAUACUGCUUGUGCCAGUUCCUCCUCUUGCAUUUCAUGCAGCAACCAAAUUAGUCAGCCCUGUGAAGCAGACGUCGACUGUGCGGAAUCCAGUGACAGCAACAGAGUUUCCUUUUUUCCUAGAAGUGUGGAUAUGAAUGUGUUUUCUCAGCUUCCAAAUGAACUACAAAAAGAACUAAUGGCUGACUGGAAGCACAAAGAUCUCACUCCCAAAAUUCCUUCCAUAAAAUUGCAGGAGAAAGCGAAGAUUGCCAAAAGUCAAAGGCCAAAAUCUUCAGCAAAGCUUAACAACCUGCUAAAGUAUUUUAAACCAGGUUGA
This is a messenger RNA of Staurois parvus, 906 nucleotides long. The record is from the annotation of a GenBank genome assembly. NCBI's taxonomy places the organism in Eukaryota, Metazoa, Chordata, Amphibia, Anura, Ranidae.